Messenger RNA from Colletotrichum spaethianum, 1056 nucleotides. Its product is annotated as protein PER1. Gene Ontology annotation, molecular function: hydrolase activity, acting on ester bonds. Bases 1 to 1056 code for a protein of 351 amino acids. The record is from RefSeq and is a predicted model, not a curated record. Gene Ontology annotation, cellular component: endoplasmic reticulum membrane. Lineage: Eukaryota; Fungi; Ascomycota; Sordariomycetes; Glomerellales; Glomerellaceae. The transcript has 4 exons. Gene Ontology annotation, biological process: GPI anchor biosynthetic process.
AUGAAAGGCUCACGAGCGGGGAGACGAUCACAGUCUCCUCUGUUCCUGGUCCUCUUCGUUGCUCUCCUCGUUUUCGCGGUAACCGUCGAGGCAUCUUACGGUGACCGACUGCCAGAGUUCCGAGAAUGCGUCCAGGUUGGUACCAUCACACGCGCACGCGCUACCUCCUCCGUGUCUGUCACGAUGAGAAUUGCGCUCCAGGCAAAGAAGCCACGCCGAUCCCACUCCGCAACCGUAGCCCUCCACCGCCGUCUACUCCUCUGGUCCUGCGCCUCCGAAUGCGACUACACCUGCCAACACAUAAUCACGAAGCAGCGCGUCGCCGCCGGCGAGCCUGUCGUCCAGUUCCACGGAAAAUGGCCGUUCUACCGCUUCCUCGGCGUCCAGGAGCCCUUCAGCACCCUCUUUAGCCUCGGCAACCUCUGGGCCCACCACGACGGCUGGCGCAAGCUCCGCGCCGUCAUUCCGGCCUCGUACCCGCUGCGGCCAUGGUACGAGUGGCUCGCCGGCGUGGGCAUUGCCUCGUGGACCUUCAGCGCCAUCUUCCACACCCGCGACUUUGUCGCCACCGAGCAGCUCGACUACUUCGCCGCGGGCGCGAGCGUGCUGUACGGGCUGUACUACACCGUCGUGCGCAUCAUGCGCCUCGACCUCCCGACGCCGCGCCGGAGGUCGGUCCUGCGCGCGUGGACCCUGCUGUGCGUAUUGCUGUAUGCCGGGCACGUCGCAUACCUCAAGGGCGUGCGCUGGGACUACACGUACAACAUGACGGCCAAUGUCAUUAUUGGUAUGAUCCAGAACGUCAUGUGGCUGUGGUUCAGUUUCAACAAGUACAGGCAGUCGCGAAGGGGGUGGGCCAUCUGGCCGAGUAUUGUCGUUGCCAGCGUCAUCACGGUCAUGAGUCUGGAGCUCUUCGACUUCCCGCCGUUGUGGGGCGCUCUGGAUGCGCACAGCCUGUGGCAUCUGGGCACGAUCCCGCCCACUAUACUGAUGUACAGAUUCCUUGUUAAGGAUGCGCAGGAUGACAUGGCUGGAAGCGAGAGACUCAAGUCCUGA